Molecule: messenger RNA, 609 nt
Organism: Guillardia theta CCMP2712
Lineage: Eukaryota; Cryptophyceae; Pyrenomonadales; Geminigeraceae
Exons: 7
Coding region: 1-609 (202 amino acids)
Source: RefSeq, a predicted model, not a curated record
AUGGUACCAACGUCAAGGUCUCGCUACUGGAAGAUAACUCUGGGAUACCUCCCUCCAGACAAGGGGAAGUGGAUGGAGGUAGAUCUCUUCAACUUCGCGUCCCCCCUCGAGAAAGUCUAUCUGACGAUGUUCAGCCAGGACCUUGUGGCCGUGGGGAAAGACUCUUCAGAAUGGCAAGACUGCGAGUCUCCCACUGCGACAGGUCGCCAGGACGAUGCUGUCAAGAAGUCGCAACUCGCUAGCAAGAACCUCAUGGACGAGAUCAACAAGGACACCAAGAGGACCUGGCCUGACCUUCACUUCUUCCGCGAGAACUUCGGGACUCUGAGCGAGACGGAGCUGAAGGCUCAAAAGGAAGGGGACAUGGUUCAGGUCCUCCGCCUGUGGGACAGCAUCCUGGCGCAAGAGGACGAGCUGCGAAUGCCCUUCGUCCUCCACCUCUGCUGCGCCAUGGUGAUCAGGAUCCGGGCUGACCUCCUGCAGGAGGAGGACUUUGCGGAGAAUCUACAGAGGCUCCAGCAGUAUCCCCGUGACUUCGACAUCGAGGAUCUCAUUUACGAGGCAAAGAGGCUCGAGGGGCUGUCGGGAGCGAUGCAGAUCGAAGUGUGA